This is a messenger RNA of Oncorhynchus kisutch (coho salmon), 2968 nucleotides long. Its product is annotated as ectonucleotide pyrophosphatase/phosphodiesterase family member 2-like. The transcript is spliced from 25 exons. The coding region runs from base 198 to 2861 and encodes 887 amino acids. Gene Ontology annotation, molecular function: phosphatidylcholine lysophospholipase A1 activity; zinc ion binding; calcium ion binding. Lineage: Eukaryota; Metazoa; Chordata; Actinopteri; Salmoniformes; Salmonidae. Gene Ontology annotation, biological process: immune response; phosphatidylcholine catabolic process. The record is from RefSeq and is a predicted model, not a curated record.
UUAGUGGAUUGAGAGCUGGAAGGAAGCUCCCUUUGGCACCGUGAACAGGUGUUCAUCUGAAAUCACAAAACUUGGCCACCACACGGUUCUUGCGCUCAGUCUUAGUGAUAGUCGGGGUGCAGUCAGGACGCACGGUAACGAACCGAACAGGAACCACUGCGAUAAACACAUGAAUUCUGUAGGACGGACCUGACAUAAUGGGGAAAUAUAAGAUAUCAUUUAAACAGAUGUUCUGUGUCCUCUCCAUCGUCUGUGGUUCGGAUAUCUGCUCGGGGUAUGUUUAUGACCGCCCUGAAAGGUCUGUAGAGGAGGCUGCUUCUUCAAGGACAGACACUCCUUCAGACUCCCCGUGGAUCGGCACGUCAGGAUCCUGCCAGAACAGAUGCUUUGAAUUGGACGAGGCUGAACCUCCCAACUGCCGCUGUGACAACUUAUGUAAAACCUAUAACAGCUGCUGCCAGGAUUUUGAUGAGCACUGCUUGAGAACAGAGGGAGGUUUUGAGUGCAGUAAGGAGCGCUGUGGAGAGACCAGGAAGGACCAGCAUGCCUGUCACUGUUCUGAGGACUGUCUGGCCAAAGGAGACUGCUGUACCAACUACAAAACACUCUGUAAAGGGGACACUACUUGGUUGCAGGAUGACUGUGAAGACAUUAGAACCCAUGAAUGUCCGGCUGGGUUUGUCCGUCCCCCUCUCAUUAUGGUGUCAGUGGAUGGGUUCAGAGCCUCCUACAUGAAGAGAGGAAGCACAGUGAUCCCCAACAUCGAGAAACUCAGAGCCUGUGGUACCCAUGCUCCUUACAUGAGACCCGUGUACCCCACGAAAACGUUCCCCAAUCUCUAUACUCUUGCAACGGGCCUGUACCCUGAGUCCCAUGGCAUCGUUGGCAACUCCAUGCAUGACCCUGUGUUUGAUGCCAACUUUAACCUGCGGGGUCGAGAGAAGCUGAAUCAUCGUUGGUGGGGAGGUCAGCCGAUCUGGAUUACAGCAGUGAAGCAGGGGGUGAAAGCUGGCACUUUCUUCUGGCCUGUGUCCAUCCCGUUGGAGAGGAGAGUCCUGACCAUGCUACAAUGGCUUCAUCUGGCAGACGGAGAGAGGCCUUAUGUUUACGCCAUGCACUCCGAGCAGCCGGACACGUUUGGCCACAAGCUGGGGCCCAUGAGCACUGAGCUGAACAACCCUCUGAAGGAGAUUGAUAAGAUAAUUGGUCAGCUGAUGGACGGCCUGAAACAGAUGAAACUCCACCGAUGUGUCAACAUCAUCAUGGUGGGAGAUCACGGUAUGGAGGAGGCUCACUGUGACAGGACAGAGUUCCUCAGCUCAUACAUGCCGUCCACUGUUGAUGACAUCAUCCUGAUCCCCGGCUCCCUGGGCAGGAUCCGCUCCAGGUACCCCAACAACCCCAAAUAUGAUGCCAAAUCUGUUAUUGCAAAUCUUACAUGUAAAAAGACAGAGCAGCACUUCAAGCCCUAUCUGAAGCAGCAUCUCCCAAGCGCCUUCACUACGCCAAAACAACAGAGAAUAGAGGGCAUCCACCUGUUAGUGGAGAGGAAGUGGCAUAUCGCAAGGAAGUCUCCAGAAGGAGGAAAGAGGCACCCUGGGAAAUGUGGUUUUGCAGGAGAUCACGGUUAUGACAACAAGAUAAACAGCAUGCAGACUAUUUUCUGUGGAUAUGGACCUAUGUUUAAAUUCAAGACCAAAGUGCCAGUUUUUGAAAACAUUGAACUUUACAAUGUCAUGUGUGACCUGCUUGGCCUGAACCCUGCCCCUAACAACGGGACUCAUGGCAGUCUGAACCACCUGUUGAAGAGCCCGGUCCACAAGCCCACCGUGCCAGAGGAGGUGUCUAAACCCACCAUCUCAGGUCCCAUCAUUACUCUGACCGAUGACUUAGGCUGCAGCUGUGAUGACAAGUUGCGUUCAAAAAAUAGAGGGCAGAGAGCAUUGAAAGUCCCCGUUGUAAGAGGCUAUAACCUGGAGUCACUGUGGCUCUGUCUCUUACAGAACAAAGUGGAAGAGCUUAAUCAGAGACUGAGGCAAGCUGUCGAUGACAGCAAGAACCUCCCUCAUGGUCGGCCUGCAGUUCUGUUCCGUACUAAAUACAGCAUUCUACACCACAGUGACUAUAUCAGUGGGUACAGUGAAUCACUGUCUAUGCCCCUGUGGACGUCCUACACAGUCUCCAAACAGGUAGAAGUAACCCCUCUACCAGAGCAUCUGACUAACUGUGUCAGACCUGACAUCCGUAUCCCUCCGGGCUUCAGCCAAUCCUGCUCCAACUACAAGGCGGACAAACAGAUCUCCUUCGCCUUCCUCUACCCUCCACAGCUGGCUCCGACCCAAGACGGCAAAUUUGAUGCAGUCCUCAUCACUAACACCGUACCCAUGUACCCAGCAUUCAAAAGAAUAUGGAGCUACUUCCAGAAGACUCUUGUGAAGAAGUAUGCCAUGGAGAGAAAUGGGCUCAACUUGAUCUGUGGGCCCAUAUUUGACUACGACUACGAUGGCCUGAGAGACUCGGCAGAGAAAAUUAAACAGUAUGGAAGUGGUUCAGGGCCCAUUCCAACCCACUACUACUGUGUGAUAACCAGUUGUCUGGACUUCACCCAGGCUGAGGACAUCUGUACUGGACCUCUUAGCAGCUCUGCCUUCAUCCUACCACACCGCUCAGACAACGACGAGAGCUGCAGUAGCUCUGAGGAUGAGUCUAAGUGGGUGGAGGAUCUGAUGAAGUUGCACACGGCCCGGGUCCGAGACGUGGAGAUCCUCACGGGCCUGGACUUCUACCGUCGGACUAGCCGGAGUUACCCUGAAAUCCUCUCACUGAAGACUCACAUGCACACGUAUGAGAGCGAGAUCUAAACCACUGUCUACCUACCCUCUCCUGUCUACCUACCCUCUCCUGUCUACCUACCUGUCUACCUACCCUCUCCUGUCUACCUACCUGUCUACCUACCCUCUCCUGUCUA